Rotaria sordida is the source of this 419-nucleotide messenger RNA. The record is from the annotation of a GenBank genome assembly. NCBI's taxonomy places the organism in Eukaryota, Metazoa, Rotifera, Eurotatoria, Philodinida, Philodinidae.
CACUAUGGGAUUAUAUUAAUUUAGGUUUAUAUAAUUGUGCACCAUUUAUAUUAAUGAUUAUAUUCAACAGUGGUGUUAUCUAUCAUUUGAUUCAUCGUCGUCAGGCACGUGUAAUUCAAAAUUCAAAUAUUCAACAUCGAGCUAUAUCGAUUACUUUGGUUCUUACAACAUUUCUCUUUUUGAUUAUGACUAUACCAGCAACAAUUGUCGCUGCAUUUUUCUUCACAACACCAACUACUACUCUUAUGAAAAUAUUAGAUUCAGCUCUUUAUACAUAUCAUAUAACAUCAUUUCCACUUUAUUUUAUUACAUUUGGUGUAUUUCGACGAGAAUGUAUCAUGAUGAUUACUUGCAAAAAUAACACUCAAAGAAUUGCACCAACUCUUCCGACUAUUGCUCCGUCAAACAUACCAAAUUAG